Molecule: messenger RNA, 2088 nt
Organism: Aspergillus puulaauensis
Lineage: Eukaryota; Fungi; Ascomycota; Eurotiomycetes; Eurotiales; Aspergillaceae
Exons: 6
Coding region: 1-2088 (695 amino acids)
Biological process (GO): DNA-templated transcription; regulation of DNA-templated transcription
Cellular component (GO): nucleus
Molecular function (GO): transcription cis-regulatory region binding; DNA-binding transcription factor activity, RNA polymerase II-specific; zinc ion binding
Source: RefSeq, a predicted model, not a curated record
AUGGAGACUGGAAUCAGUUCAUCAACAGCUAGACGCCAGACGGGCGCGCUGGCAGCGUGUGAAAAAUGUCGCAUCCUCAAGGUGAAAUGUGUCCGCCAUGAAGAAGGACGGCCGUGCCUGAAAUGCGCCAAGGCACAGACCCAAUGUAUUAUUCCACUACCCAGGAAGCGGACGCGCCAAGGACAGCGUUCACAACCACGACUGGCUGAGCUGGACUCCAAGCUGACGCAUCUCCUUGGUCUGCUCUCACAAUCGAAAGGAUCGCCAAGUCCCCACGGGAGUCAAUCCGCCAGCGGCUGUGAACCGUCAGCGAGCACUGACCGCGUGGAAUCUCAGCCGAGCCAAAGCCAAACACCAGCGGGAUGGAUUGACCAUGAGCCCCUACCGGAUCUGGAUUUGGAUCUGACUGGGAUAUUGGAUACCGAAUAUAGUCCAGAUACCGUGUCAACGCCUCUCAACAAUAUAGACAAUGCGUGGAUUGCGAACCUGGGCCUUAGCGAUGUUGUCCUCCAGCACCUCCUCGACAUCUUCCGGGGGAUGGACUACUAUUUCCCAUUCGUUAUAAUUCCUACUAGCUGGACGCCCGCUUCAAUGGCUGAGGAUAGACCGUUUUUAUUGCUUGCAGCGGUCACAAGCGCUGCGUCAAGGUAUCAUUACCUGCAGCAAGCGCUCAUUGACGAGUUAAAAGAAGUUCUUAGUCGUCGGGUCAUUAUGGCCGGUGAGAAGGAUUUAGAUCUUCUUCAGGGUCUACUUGUUCAUCUUGCUUGGUUCCAUUUCUGCUUGGAUCCUCGGAGCCAACAAACCUUCCAAUAUUCGCAAAUGCUAAUUAGCAUGGUUUAUGAUCUCGGUCUGGAUCAGAAUACUCCCAGUAUGAUUGCUCAAAAAUCUCAGCCGGGAGACCUACAUAGUCAGGAAGCCCAACGUGCCUACUUGGGGUGCUUUUAUAUCUCUAGCGUCAUCGCAAUAGCUACAGGGAAACCAAACAACCUUGUUUUCUCUGAACAAGUCCUUCCGUGUGCUACCAUGCUGCAAGGAGAGCAAGAGUUCGUUACCGAUGUGUUGCUAUACCCGGUGAUCAAACUGCAGCAGUUUAUCCAAGAAGUCUACGAGACUUACCGGCUAGGGAACGACCAAAUCCACGGCUUUCGGUUCUAUACGCACACCGAGCGACUGGCGACGCGCUUAGAAGAGUUGUGGGCUUCUUUGACAACAGAGCUUCGCCAUGCUGCUCUUCUGAGGAACGGGUAUCACGCAGCCAAAAUUCUGAUCUACGAGAUGGGCAUUGUCUAUCGGUAUGGGCAGAGAGGACCGACUUCCCCGGGCCUUGCAAACUCAACUUCGCUUCAGUCUUCACAGGUCACCCUCAACCUGACGAAAUGUGCUAUCGCUGCCAAGGAAUAUCUUGAUCUGUUCAUUGCGAUGCCAACGGAUGAGUACAACAAGUUGCCUCUUGCAACAUGGUACCAGGCAAUCCUCUCAACAAUGGUUCUCUACAGGCUAUGUAUCGGAGUCUCGGAUAUUCCUGAUUGGAACGGGGAUAUCGCACAGGAAACCGUUAAUCUGGAACAACACCUUGACGCGUUGAAAGGUCGUCUACAGUUGGUCGAUGGAAAACCGGCGACAGAGUCCCAGUGUGCCCCUGCAAAUUAUCUCUUUACGAUGUUUCCCGAGAUCCUGGAAAGCGUAAAGACUUCUUAUACAUCAGCAAAGCGGCGCUGCAGUGACACCAGCAACGGCAGCGACCCGCAUCGCAGCUUAGUUGGGCAUCCCGCGAAAUGCAUGCCGUCCUCUGCUCGAGGCCCGUACCGAUGUCCUGGAAUGCGGAACCUACGUAGGGACUUUCUCACGGAGUCUAUGGAGCAGUCUGAACGGCGCGGCUAUAUUGCUGCAGAACUUGAGAAGAUCGAAAAUGAGAAACUCUGGGGCGAUGUUCUGGUGGCAGACGCACUGGCUAAUCUACCCAAUCCGUGGUCCACCUCUGAGACCAUACAUUCCAGGCAGAGUAUCGAGCGAGACAGCCUCACUCAGGAAAGACAUGCGUGGACAGCUUAUUUCCAGCCGAGUCAUACCGCUGCGGAAACACAGUAA